Molecule: messenger RNA, 4327 nt
Organism: Closterium sp. Yama58-4
Lineage: Eukaryota; Viridiplantae; Streptophyta; Zygnematophyceae; Desmidiales; Closteriaceae
Source: the annotation of a GenBank genome assembly
CCUUUUCCUCCACUGGACACCAGUGUCAGCCACACAAGUAGACAUGGCUAUUGAAGCCAAGGCAGCAGGCAGGGCCAAGGACGGGUGGAUCGCCCUUGGGUGGUCGCCCAAAGGAAAGAUGUCGCCUGCUGAUGCUGUUAUUGGGAACCUGGGUGGCGGGCUUGUAAUGCCGUAUGUCAUUAAGGGGUACAACAUGGGCAAGAUUCAGGCCACGUCAGCGUUUUCCCUUGGGAGUAACGCGGCGACGGUCACUACCGCAGCAAACGAUACCAUUAUCACCUUCUCUCGCACCAAGAACACGGGAGUGGUCAUGCGAUUCCCCAUGGCAGGCCUGUCUAAGCUCGUAUGGGCCUUCUCCCGCCCAGGCUCUCCCUCGCUUUCCUUCCACGGCAACAGCUAUGGCACUGCAAAGGUGGAUUUCUCGUGCCGCGAGGGCGCCGCGUUCGUCGCGCCGUGUUUGCCGUCAGGGCUGGCGGGAUUCAGCCAUUCGGUGGUUCUAUCAGAGGCCGGUAUCGUUCUCCACUGGGUGCGCCGCAACCUGCUCUAUCUCGAGUUCGCGCUCGAGGCGCGCUUCGGCAGCGGCGCGGAGAAUGGUUGGAUCGCCGUGGGAUGGUCGCACGACGGUCGCAUGGUCCCCAGCAUGGCCAUCGUCGGCUCUCCGGCCGGCACUGCCGCCCAGAACCCGGCCGGCACUGCCGCCCAGAAAACACCGGCCGGCCGCGCCGCCCAAAACCCGGCCGGCACUGCCGCCCAAAUCCCGGCCGGCAGCGCCGGACAAGCCCCGGGCGGCAAGGGGAUUGGUCCGGGCAGCGGAGUGGGUGUUCUGGGCGGCGCGGCUGGCGUGGCGUCGUAUGCUAUUAGCGGGUAUAAGCGGGAGGAUGUGCAGUUGCUGGUGGAAGCCGCGGGGAACGGGGGAGGAGGAGAGGUGGGGAGUGGUGGAGAGGGGUGGAGCAUUUACACGUCACCUCGAGGGUCGACAGUGAUGCGCUUCUCCCGCAGCCUCGUCUCAAACCCACCUAUCCUCAAUACAAGCACAACCGGCAUAAGCACAGCAACGGAAGGGAGCCCCUCUAGCGAGCCGACGUACAGCAUGAGUCACCACGUGAUCUGGGCCUACUCGGACAGACGAGAGGACGUGCUUCGGUACCAUGGCAAGAACAGGGGUUCUGCCUUUGUGGAUUACAUGUGCGACCUGCUCGCCUCGCCUGCACGCCAGUCCUGCCAGCAGUCCACCCUGCCCGGCUACACCUGCAUGCUACAGCUGCAGGGAGACAGUUUCACCCUUCACUGGCACCUCACGCCCUCCUCUCUCCUCCUCGCUGCUGACGUGGCAACCGUUGGUUGGGUGGCUCUCGGUUGGUCCGAGGACGGCAAGAUGGCCGGCAGCGAGGCGGCCAUUGGGAACCUGCCACGUGGCACCAGCAUGGCAGGCGGCGGUGCUGACGUGGCAGGAAAGGAGGAGGAGCAGGCCGUGCGGACGUUCCUGAUUGGUGGAUACGAGAGGAGCGCUAUUCGCCCGGCUCCUCUGAAGGUCACUGUGACUAAUGCGAGUGUGACAACAACGAGCAACAAAAGGACUGUAAUGAAGUUCGAGCGGCCUCUAGUGAACGGGGAGCUGCCUCUCUCCUCUGCUGACGUGGCAACCAUUAUCUGGGCGUAUUCUGAUGAAGGUUCCAAGAAGCUCACCUUCCACGGAAACAACAGUCACGCCCACGCCUGGGUCGGCAUUGCUGUUCUCGUCCUCCUCCUCGUCUUCCAACCACUCGUCAUUUUCCUCCGGCCGCUCAACAACAGGAAUGACAGCAUCGACCAAUCGCGCUUUGCCACGUGGACAAGGAGCACGUGGCACUGGGUGCACUGGGCGGUUGGGAUUGCGGCGGUGGUGAUGGGAUGGGCGAAUAUAUUCCUCGGAAUGAACCUCUACUUCAGCUUCAUCGGAAGUGACCCAUUUGGCCUUGAAGCAUUUUUUGGCAUCAUAAUGGCAGUGUUUGUCAUUGUGUACAUGCUCUUCAUAUGCCGCGACCAGCUUGAAAAAAGCAAACUAGACGGGCCUCAGUACAGUGCAUAUGCUAGCCGGGCGAAGAACAGCGAUAUUAUCGUGGGACAGGCUAAGGAGAGCAGCAGCACCGUACAGGGACUCGGAAAAGGGAGGUUUCCUGGAAGCUUCGAGAAUCAGGAUGGCGUGUUGAGCCUGCUUCCAGACAGUGCCGGCGACCAACGGGAGGCGCGCACUGGCGGUUUGAGGAUGUUGCAAGAAACCAGCCAAUGGACGACGGACAGCAGCGUGUUACAGGUGGCGCGAUGCCAGCCGUCCACGUUGGGCGGGUACACGCACUCCACGCAGCUCUCCACCAACGGCCUUCUCCUCCACUGGACCGUCCACCCUGCCACGUCAUCAGUCCACAUGGCACUAGAGGCCAAGCCAGAGAGCGGCGCAGAGGCAGGCUGGCUUGCGAUUGGCUGGUCGUGGGACGGGCGAAUGGCAGGCAGCGAUGCGAUUCUAGCCAACGCGGCAGGCGGGGGGUUGAAGGCUACAGGGCCGCUCAUGGCCGUGCAUAUAGCGGGGUACUCUGUAGAGGGGAUGAAGCGGAUGGAGCACGGGCUUUCAUACAGCAAGACGAACUGGAGUGUGACUGUGAGCCCAAGGGGGUCGACUAUUGUCAGGUUUCAAAGGACAGCUGGUGAUGUUGCGGCAGUGCCUCUGGCUCUCGAUGCUUCUAACGUCAUUCUCUGGGCGCACUCCCCCGACAACUCACAGACGCCUCUCUACCACGGGCCCCACCGGGGCGCAUUGCUCCUGGACUACUCCUGCGCCUCCCCCCCUAGCCGCCCCCCAGUGGCACCCCCAACACUGCGUGGCAUUGCCUGUGACCCCUCUCCCCUGCCGGGAUUCACCUGCUCACGGCAACUCCGAGGCACAGAUUUCAUCCUGCACUGGCGGGUCAACAAGGCAUCAGUCUCUCUCGCAGCCGAUGCAGCCACCACAGGCUGGGUGGCACUCGGCUGGUCCCGCCUGGGCCGCAUGGCUGGCAGCGAUGCAGCCAUAGGCAACCUGCCGUACGGGGCAACGGGCUUGGGCAUGCCGGCAGUGGGGGCGUUCUCUAUUGGUGGAUACAGCAGAGAAUCUAUCAGCCUGUCUGAGUUGUUUCGAGCCGCCAAGAGCGGCACCACCACUGCCAAUGGCAGAACUCUGAUCUGGUUCGAGCGUGUGUUUGGGGCGGGCAUGAACCCCAUGCACGAGAAUGGCCUGGCCAACAUCAUAUGGGCGUACGCGGGGGAUGGGUCUCAGAACCUGGACUUCCACAUGCAGAACCGUGAAAGAAUGGGCUGGCCAACAUCACAUGGGCGUACAUGGGAGAUGGGUCUCAAAACCUGGAUUUCCACAUGCAGAACCGACCCAUCUGAAAUGGCAUCAGGGCUAAUCCAAAAGCAGCAGCAGCAGCAGCGGCAGCAGUAUGAUUCCGCCACCACCACCACCACCACCAACGCCCCCUCCUCUUCCUCCUCCUCCUCCUCCUUCCGUCCCGCCGCUCCUCCCGACGCCUCCCCUCCUCUCUCCCCGCCUCUCUCCCCAACCACCAGCGCAUCCCUCCUGCAACCCCACCCCUUCCUCCCCUCUCUCUCCUUCCUCCCGAACCUCCAACUCCACGCCCUCUCCUAUCACCAAUACCUCAACCUCUCAGCCCUCCUCUGCUGCCUCCUCGGCUGCACGCUCGCGUUCGCAGCCGUCGGAUCGGACGGCCUGGCCCAAUCGCACGGUCAGAUGGGCCUCGUCGUGCUCCUCCUCGUGCUGGUGCAGCCAGUAUUAGGGUUCCUGCGGCCAGACAAGGGAGCUAGUAACAGGCUGUCGUGGCGGUUUGCGCAUGGCCUGCUGGGGCUGGCAGUGCUGGGCAUGGGGUGGGCCAACGCUUUUUCCGGCUUGAAGCUUUACGACAUCAUCUUUUUCUCGUCUGUUCAGGUUUGCGCAUGGGCUGCUGGGGCUGGCGGUGCUGGGCAUGGGGUGGGCCAACGCUUUUUCCGGCUUGAAGCUUUACGGCAUCAUCUUUUUCUCGUCUGUUCAGGUCAGUGUUUAGGGCAGUGGGGGGCUGUGCACGGGUUUCUGGGGGUGUUGGGGUUUCUGGGGGUGUUGGGGUUUCUGGGGGUGUUGGAGUUUCUGGGGGUGUUGAGGUUUCUGCGGCCAGACAAGGGAGCUAGUAGCCGGCUGUCAUGGCGGUUUGCGCAUGGGCUGCUGGGGCUGGCAGUGCUGGGCAUGGGGUGGGCUAAUGCCUUCUCUGGGCUGAAACUCUACUCUAUCAUCUUCUUCUCGUCUGUCACGGUAUGUGUGUAG